Messenger RNA from Pistacia vera, 1133 nucleotides. RefSeq lists its product as uncharacterized. The record is from RefSeq and is a predicted model, not a curated record. The coding region runs from base 229 to 1083 and encodes 284 amino acids. The transcript has 2 exons. NCBI's taxonomy places the organism in Eukaryota, Viridiplantae, Streptophyta, Magnoliopsida, Sapindales, Anacardiaceae.
AUUAAUUAAAGAUCUCAAUCCAGGGUCAACAAAUACUUUUAAUCAAAUAAAUGCAUUUUUCUUUCCCAAAGAGGCACGAAUACUAUGCCCAAAGCGUCAAUUUAUUUUUACUCUCAUGUUUCUUCUUAUGCGACUCUUCGUUUGCUAUGUACACACAAAUUAAAUACCUUAAUUUAUUCUGAGACAGCUUGUUAAUUCAUGAACUGAUGCUCUUCACACAGUUCAACAAUGGCUAGAGUUGGAGCCCUUGUUGAUCUUUUACUCUUCUACACACUUGAGAGAUCACUCUUCAACAGAAUGGUUCGCAUUAUCGGCAAAACUUCGCUAGAAGUUAAAAGAACAAUAGCACUUUGGCUUGUACUAGAGGAGAUUGGUUAUCAUGACUUAAUUCGAACGAUAUAUUCCUACGACAACAAAACCAUUGAAGCGCUCUCCAACGAAGCAUUGCAAUGCCUGGAAUGCAUGAAACCUGAUGCUCUUGAACCAACUGUAUUACACGAUAAUCCUGUUUUUCAAGGCCUCUUGGAUGAACCUAUGAAUUUCAGAUUCUUUUACUACAACCGGGAGUUCAUAUACAAGCGCUACAUGCACAUAAUGGAGACUGUUUGUAACAAAAUAUUUGGUGACACAGCCGCUAUAGAAGUCGACGAGUCCGGUUUGAGGCCUGUGGUUAGACCCUUUAUCGAGAGUUCCAGUGCUGCAGCCAUUAAUGUAACUCCAAGAGAAUCAAAUUUGAAUGCUGAAGCUUCAGAGUUUCAUCCUACACAAUCUCCGGAAGAUGCCAAGACAAUGUUUCUAACAUUUUCCAAAGGCCACCCUCUAACACGUGAAGAAAUUGUAAACUUCUUUACCUCGAAGUGGGGUGAAGUAGUGGAAGAUGUUAUCAUUGAACAAAGUCGUCUGGGACAGGAUCCACAGUUUGGACGUAUAUUAUUUACAACAUCAACAGUGAUACCUAGGGUUCUAAAUGGUGAAUCCAAAGCUAAGUUUUUGGUUAAUCGUAAGCAUUUGUGGGCUCGUAUUUAUGUGCAUCGUCAUGGAGGCAGGGCAGGAGGACUACUUAAUCGUGCAAAACAAGUUUAAAAUUGUUAAGAGCGUGAGACAGCACAUAGACAGUAAAACCUUUCUAUAAG